Molecule: messenger RNA, 405 nt
Organism: Botrytis porri
Lineage: Eukaryota; Fungi; Ascomycota; Leotiomycetes; Helotiales; Sclerotiniaceae
Exons: 1
Coding region: 1-405 (134 amino acids)
Source: RefSeq, a predicted model, not a curated record
AUGAGAUAUUCCUCCUUCCCACAACCACUCACAUUAACAAACCCACUCCUUCAAAUCGUCAACAAAUUCAAUCUCUUCCCAAUCAUACACAAAACCCACAACGCCUGCACGCUCUUCGACGCACCAGAUGGAUACCCCAUCAAAUUAUUUGCCGCAAUCGCCAACUCCCAAUCCGAAUACAGCGCGCCGAAACCCAAACAAAUGGGCACAAAAGACGCAUAUCCACUAAGUCCAAUCAGUGCACCCGUUCCAAAAGGAUUUCUUCCGCUACCCGAGAGAAAAAGCCAAAAGAUAAUUACAGUUGCGAUUGAGAUUGCUAACCCCACGCCUCCGAACACCGCAGUGAUGGUGCUCAUUCGCGACGAGAAAUUAGAUGAGGCAAGCGAGAUGGUACCGGGGAGAUAG